UAUAGAAGGGUCUUGGUGCUAUAACUGUUACCAUGCUGCAUAUUAGUGACAGACUCCUCCCCCUCUUUAAGCUAUUUAUCCUUGCAAUCUGCUUUCUCUGCAGCUGCGUCUACAAGUAAGUAACGUAAGGAUUUUUAAAAAAUAGAUUCAGACUUGUUCUAAAAUGAGGUCCUUUGAUGAGGUUUGUUUUCUUUGCAAUGUGAUCUGUAAAACUAGUGUGUAGGGUUUUUUUGGGGGAUACUGCUCUAACUGUUCAUACUGUGCCUUAAAUUCUGAGGUAAUAGUGGUGGAGCUCUAUGAAUCCCAGGACGGAAUUGAAACACUGUCAACAGCUCUCCAGAGGGGAUGUUACCUACUGGAGCAGAUCAGCGAAUCCACGUAGCUGAAAAAUCGCCUCAGUGUAAAGAGCAGGAGAUUCUUGGAAUAGAUUGCACCUGCCAAGUUCUCAAUAUGUCAAGGCAGCUGUUAGAUGAGAGGCAAGAGGACCCAGCAGAAUACCGCACAGGAGGCUACCAUCCAGUGAAAUUAGGGGACAUUUUUAAUGGAAGAUAUCAAGUGGUGAGAAAAUUGGGGUGGGGCUAUUACUCAACAGUGUGGCUUUGCUGGGAUCUGCUAAAAAAUAAAUUUGUGGCAGUAAAAGUGGCGAAGAGUGGAAGGGGGUUUUCAGAGGCAGCCCAGGAUGAGAUCAGGCUUCUGAAAUGUGUGAGAUGGAAAAACUCAAAGGACCCAGGCAAAGAGCGAAUUGUCCAGCUACUGGAUGAUUUUAUAAUAGUUGGUUCGAAUGGUUUAUAUGUGUGCUUGGUUAUUGAACUGCUUGGUGACCACCUUCAUCAUUGGAUUCUCAGGUCAAAGCGGCAGGGACUGCCCAUGACUUGUGUCAAAAAGAUUAUCCAACAGGUUCUUCAAGGUCUCAAUUAUCUACACACAAAAUGCAAAAUCCUGCACACAGAUAUCAAACCAGAGAAUAUCCUUGUGUGUGUCAACCAACAGUACCUCAAUCAAUUGUCAGCUUCUGUGCAACAGGGAGUGGGUGAAGCACUUCUGAGACCAUCAGAGAUACUCCAAGCAGAACAAUCAGUUCUGAACCCUAUGGAUCCUAAACAUGCUGAAGAAAUAAGAAUAAAGAUUGUGGACCUGGGAAGUGGUUGCUGGGCGUUUAAGCAUGUUUCAGAAGAGAUCCAGACCAGACAGUAUCGUGCACUCGAGGCCAUCCUUGGAGCUGGCUAUGGAUCUCCUGCUGACAUAUGGAGCACCGCUUGUAUGGCAUUCGAGCUGGUGACAGGUGAGUACCUGUUUGAUCCUCGAUCUGGAAAGACCUUCUCCCAAGAUGAGGACCAUGUUGCACAUAUUAUUGAGCUGCUUGGGAGAAUCCCCUUGAAAUGUGCACUAUCUGGAAAGUAUUCCAAAGAUUUUUUGAACCGAAAAGGUGAACUACGUCAUAUCAAGACAAUAAGACCCUGGGGAUUGUACGAUGUACUUGUAGAGAAAUAUGAGUUCUCAUUGGCAGACGCAGCUACAUUUUCCGACUUCCUUCAUCAAAUGCUCAGGUUUAUACCAGAGAAACGGGCAACUGCAGCAGAAUGCCUCCAACACCCAUGGCUGAGCAUUUAGGUCCCUGAAGACCAUUUCAGAUAUAUUUCCAUUACCCACUAUGGAGAUAUAACUUCCUAGUGGAUAAUGGAAGUUGCUGGAUAAUUGAGGAUGCCCAGCAUUUGAUCCAAUGUGCUUUGUACAUAAAUAUUCUUGGGACUUGGGAAUGAGGUCAAGUAAAUACAAUCUCAAGAUGAAAUGUAAAUAAUGAAAGAAACUUGUAGUAUGUGCACUGAGGCAAUGUCUCACCCAAGGCUUUGUCUUGUGAUCAUUCUGCUCAAUAAUUGCAUUACAGAUUAUAGAGGUUUCUCUAUAUAUUUAAUACCAUCCAGCUGCAAAUGGACAUGAGGCAGAAACCUGGUGCAGUGCUCAACAUCUGCUUGGUGAAGAGGAACCUGAAGAGCAACUUGGAUAUGGAAAGUCUAACUUUGUUUUUAUGAGACUGAUAUAAAGAUGACUUCUUUGGAAUUCUAUUUCACUUUGAAUUGGCUGAUUAUGAAUUCUGACCAACUGGAUAUGAUAAUUUUGGUUCUAGACACUGCAGGUUGCCACUGUGUUUGAGCUACUUUCUGAUAUGGUGUUUUUUCAAGUUGGUAUGCCAUGUAGUUAUGACUCAUGCUGUUUGUGCAAGCUCAAAGAACUAAUUUCUUACAACUGUAUAAAGAAUUCGUCAAAAUUUUUAAAAUUGAA
Carcharodon carcharias (great white shark) is the source of this 2280-nucleotide messenger RNA. RefSeq names its product SRSF protein kinase 2-like. Gene Ontology annotation, biological process: spliceosomal complex assembly; protein phosphorylation; regulation of mRNA processing. NCBI's taxonomy places the organism in Eukaryota, Metazoa, Chordata, Chondrichthyes, Lamniformes, Lamnidae. The record is from RefSeq and is a predicted model, not a curated record. Bases 346 to 1611 code for a protein of 421 amino acids. Gene Ontology annotation, molecular function: protein kinase activity; ATP binding. The transcript has 13 exons.